Messenger RNA from Cornus florida, 1666 nucleotides. RefSeq names its product disease resistance RPP13-like protein 4. Gene Ontology annotation, biological process: defense response to other organism. NCBI's taxonomy places the organism in Eukaryota, Viridiplantae, Streptophyta, Magnoliopsida, Cornales, Cornaceae. The record is from RefSeq and is a predicted model, not a curated record. Gene Ontology annotation, molecular function: ADP binding. Bases 119 to 1045 code for a protein of 308 amino acids. The transcript has 4 exons.
UAUUCUCGCCAAAGCAACUUCUUGAAGCAGUAGUAGCAUUGGGUUGCAUUUUAUACAGGAGAGGAGAAAAUUAACUUGAUAUAGCUCGAAAACUAAAAUCUUACAGGGACAAAAUAUCAUGGCAGCUGAUCAUUUACAAUUUCUCAAGGACAGAUUCAUCGCUGACUUCAAAGAAGCAGUGGAUGAAUUUGGUGGCGAUCUUCCCCUCCGUCUUCACUUCCAGGACAUCCUAAAGGUCUUGGAAGAGAAGUGGUUCGACUCCUCCACGCCUAUUGUGGUGAAGAAUUCGCUGUAUGAUCUCAGGCACUUAUUGGCAAAGUGCCUUCUAUCAGCAGAGAAGGAGAGAGAGCUUAAAACUCGGGAAAAGAAAAGUCAUGUCAAUGCCCGUGCCUUGAAGAAGUAUUGGUUUCUUCGUAAAACUGGAAAGAGACUGAUUCGAAUCACUCAAAAGCUGCAACAAACAAGCAAUGAUGUAAUAUGUGAAGCUUCUUUUCUACCAGACCCUAUCACAGUUCAUCUACUAGAGAAUAUUCGACCACUUGAUCCAUCUGAAACAAAUGGGUUCCUUGGCCAGUUGCAUAAGAUGGAAGCAUUGCUUGACGUAACACCUGAUGAUCAUGAUGGUAUCAAGGCAAUUGGAAUUGUGGGAAUGUGUGGUGUUGGUAAAACCACUCUUGCCCGAUUGGUAGUCCAUAAUUUCCAAUUCUUGAGAGAUUUUUCUCCGGUAAUUUGGGUUAAGCUAUCUUUCAAAGCAGAUCCACUAGAAAUUGCAACUCAUUUGGUGACACAUUUGGGCGCCAAAGAUGGGGGUCAGCUGCAGGAUCUUGAUGCGAAGCUAUUUGGAAGAAAGUACUUGAUUGUACUGGACAAUGUAUGCACAGAGGACAUUAGCCGUUUUACUCAUGGCUUGCCAAAGGGGGUUGGGGGUGCCAUCAUUGUAACCAGUAGAUUUGACGAUGUUGCCAUAAACAUGGUGGGUGAGAAAAACCUGCUGAGACUCGAGCCCAUAUUCGAUGCAGAGGCACUUUGGUGUCAAGUUUUGUAACUAAAUAUCAUCACCAAGUUUUGUCAAGGAUGAAGGAUUAUAUUAUUUACACUUGCCAUGGCCUUCCUUUAGCAGCAAAGACACUGGCAGAGGUUGUUUCUACUCAACUUGGCAAGCAAGAGUAUUGGUCAAAUUCAGGUGUACACAAGGACUUUUGCUUGAAGCUCGAACUUGAUCAUCCUGUUUCUUAUUACUGGAAUGUCAUAGAGAAAGUUAGUACUCUUCCAGGAGUUCAUCGCGUCUUUCCAGGACCAGGCGAUGAUAGAAUAACAAUUACAGGAAGCUGCAAUGUCCUAGAAAUAGCGAGGGAAUUGGGGAAAUUUUGUCACACGGAGCUUAUUUCGGUAUACUUGGCACAAAAUAAUGAACCCGAGAGGAAGUCUACCAAGGAAAGAAACUCAAAUCAAGAAGAAGCCGGAGCACUAAAACAACGGAAAUGGUGGCAAAGCUUCCCAUGCAUUUAGAAGGGAUAUAUAUACUCUCUUUGACAUUUGAAAAAUUCGAGUGAUUUUGAUUUCAGUUAUAUCUUAAUCAGAUUUCAAGCGGCUAGUAAUUGUGUUUUCAGUUGGCUUGUAUUCGGAGGAAUUGGCUUGCAAUAACUUGCAGCUGAUUUUCUGAACU